Molecule: messenger RNA, 152 nt
Organism: Funneliformis geosporum
Lineage: Eukaryota; Fungi; Glomeromycota; Glomeromycetes; Glomerales; Glomeraceae
Source: the annotation of a GenBank genome assembly
AACAACUUUCUACAUCGGAUGGUAAUACUAUGUUAACCUUUUUUGAUCUAACGGUUUAUCAGAAUUUUCCGCAGGUUGGAUGUGAACCUGCUUGGUUUAAUCGGCUACAAACCCUAUUAACUGUUGAUAUCGCCUCAAAAGAACUGAGAUAA